Messenger RNA from Eremothecium sinecaudum, 1023 nucleotides. Its product is annotated as regucalcin. NCBI's taxonomy places the organism in Eukaryota, Fungi, Ascomycota, Saccharomycetes, Saccharomycetales, Saccharomycetaceae. The record is from RefSeq and is a predicted model, not a curated record. The transcript has a single exon. Bases 1 to 1023 code for a protein of 340 amino acids. Gene Ontology annotation, biological process: L-ascorbic acid biosynthetic process. Gene Ontology annotation, molecular function: calcium ion binding; gluconolactonase activity.
AUGUCGGUUUCAAAGUACUUUCACGCUAAGAACGCCAUUUUAUCAGAGGGUAUUACUUAUUUAGCAAGAUCGCAGGAGUUGUUUUGGGUUGAUGUUUUCCAAGGUGAAAUCUAUAGAGUGACCACAAUUGCCAACCCUAAUGAAAAUUAUAAGGUUUACUCAAUUAGCUCAUUGUCAUAUAAGAACCCUGCUGAGUAUCCAUAUGAUCCACAAUCCGCGGAGAGAGUUGGUUGCGUGUUUCCUAUUGAAGACAGUGAUGGAAAUGCGGUUAAAACUGUGCUAUUUGGGGGUAGAUAUGGGAUUGGCAAAUUGGAUACCGCCAGUGGAAAGUGGGAAUAUAUCUACUUGUUUAGAGACAGCAAGUUUAAGAAGUCUUGGGCCCGUUUAAGAACAAAUGAUGGAGCGGUUUCCCCUAACGGGCGGGAAAUCUAUAUUGGCUUAAUGACUGAUUUUUCUUUUGGAGGGCCUGAUACUAAAAAGGAUCCAGAAGGAUGUGUGCUAAGAGUUAAUUUGCAGCGUAAAGAGUGUCAAAUGGUUCUCGACAAUGUCCACAUUCCAAAUGCCAUUAACUGGAAUCCUGAUUCCUCUAAGAUAUACAUAACUGACAGUACCAAUUGUAUUAUCUGGGAGGCACCAUUCCUCAAUGGUGCUCCCGCAAUUGACAAGAAGCGUGUAUUUUAUAGCACCAAGAAUGAUAGUAAUAAGGAUUACCCUGAUGCUCAACCAGAUGGUAGUUUUGUUGAUCCAAGAGAUGGCCACUUAUACACAGCUGUUUGGGCUGCUUACAAGAUCCAAGAGAUCAAUCCAUGUGGUGAGUUGGUAGAUGAAUAUAAAUUCCCUACGCCCCGUAUCUCCUCAUGUUGUUUAGGUCCGGAUGGUGAUGUCUACGCCACUUCCGCAAUAGAAGGUAACUUCGAUACAGCAGAUGGCUCAGAAGUAGACGGAGGUAGUAUAUACAGGUUGUCCAUUCUCAAGCUAAGAAGAAACUACGUUACAAGCAGCAUUAUAAGUCCUGUAUACUGA